AUGCAAGCUGUACGACUGGAUAAAGCUAUAGGACAAGAAGCUGAUAUGCCACAAAUUGUUGAUCGUUUAAAUUCAGAAAUACGUACAUUACAAGUUCGUCUACGUGAAAAAACUCUACAAUCAUGUAUAGAUCAAAGAAAAAUUCACGAACUACAACAACGUAUUUAUGUAUUAGAGAAAACAAUUGAUGAAAAACAUAAUCAAUCUCAAUAUACUGAUGAAGGAUCAUCGGUAUCACACAAACGAAACAAUAAAAAUUAUGACAUAUCUAUAGAAUUACAAGAAGAAAAGAAGAAAAAUUCGCAAUUAAAGCAUCAAUUAGAUGUACUAACAAAAAAUCAUAAACAACAAAUUAAUAUGAAUAAUGAAAAACUACGAAAUUUACAACAAGAAUAUCAACAUUUAAAAGAUAAACUUCACGAAAGAACUCAACAACUACAGGAGAAAACAAAAUUACUAGAAUUACAAAAUGUUUAUAGUCAUCGUAUUCCAAAAAAUCUCAUUUUGAGUCAUUUAUCUAGUUUAUCAUCUAUCUAUUCUACUACAAAUGAAAUGGACAAUCAUAAUGAUCAUAAAGAAGAAACAUCGAAAUCUAAUAAUCCAUUAAUUGAUCAAUAUAAAUGUAACUCAAAUGAUAAAUAUUCACCUAGGCUACCACCAAUCACUGUGAAUGAUAAUAAUAACAAUAAAAUCAAUAAUGAUGUAUCAUUAUCAUCUCAAUAUGUCACUAUGUGUAAAGGAUUGGAACAAAUGCCUAGAAUAGACACUAACAUAGAAUCCAACUUAGAAGGAUAUCCAUUGAUGAUCAAUGGAAAACUAUCAAAUGAUAAUGAACAUCACGUAGAUGAGAUAAAAGAAAAUUCAUCGAAAGAAGUUAUUGGGAAUCAUCAAUCAAAUGAUUUCAAUCUUCAAAACAAUAAAGAGAAUCAAAUGAAUAAUAAUAAUGAUCUUUCCAUUGAUCAUAAUCAAACUGAUGAACUAUAUACUACUCAAAUGAAACAAGAAAGUAAUAUAAAUAAGAAAAACACAAAAAACACAAUAGAAAAUGAAAUAGAAGAAAGAAAAUAUAAAUUACAUUUAAUACAAACACUUCAAGAAAUCGAUAAAAAAGACAAUAAUCAUAAACAAUAUGAAAAUGAUAUUACAUCACAAUUCAAUGCAUUACAUAAUCCUAUUACCAAUUCAAAGAAUAAUAAUACUGGAAAGACAAGAGAAGAAGAACUAUGGAAUGAUUUAUUUGGAUCGAUAAAGGAUAAUGUCAAUAAAACAUCGGAAGUGAUAAAUCAACAUCAAUCUUCUAAUAAUCGAAUUUUAUUCAGUAACAAUUCGAACAUUAUCAAUGCAUCUAUACACAAUUCGAAUUGGAAAACAGGAAUUAAUCAGAGAAAUAAUAAUAAUAAUAAUGAUCAAGAUAGCUUAAAAGAUACUUUCAAACAACCAUCAUGGUUAACAUUUCAUAAAACAGUUAAUCAACUAUCAAAUGAAUCCAACAUGAUUAACAAUCGGAAUUCAUUCAAUCGAUUGAUCGAUCAUAACAUCACUGAACAAUUAGAUAAUAUUGAUAAUGAUAUUGAAGUAUUACAAAUUUGA
This is a messenger RNA of Schistosoma mattheei, 1590 nucleotides long. NCBI's taxonomy places the organism in Eukaryota, Metazoa, Platyhelminthes, Trematoda, Strigeidida, Schistosomatidae. The record is from the annotation of a GenBank genome assembly.